Messenger RNA from Rubroshorea leprosula, 1963 nucleotides. The record is from the annotation of a GenBank genome assembly. Lineage: Eukaryota; Viridiplantae; Streptophyta; Magnoliopsida; Malvales; Dipterocarpaceae.
UUCUGCCUUUCAUGGCAAACUUCCAUGGACAUCAAACAAACACCUCACAACGCCCAACCGACACCGUCAUCACAAUCGCAUUCCCCAGCCUUCCAAGCCCUUCUCCAAGCAGGUCCACGCCUCAAGCUGCUGCAACAAGUCCAUGGGCAGCUCAUCGUUUCGGGCGCUGGCUGCAGCAGAGCCCUCCUCACCAAGCUCGUCAAUCUGGCUUGCGCCGCUGGGUCGCCACUACGCUACUUGCGCCGGAUUUUUCUUUCCGUCUCAAAUCCAGAUUCUUUUCUCUUUAGUUCACUUAUUAAAUCAACCUCCAAAUUCAGUUUCUCUCUUGAAUCCGUUCUGUACUAUCGCCGGAUGAUAUCAGCUAAUAUUUCACCGUCAAAUUACACUUUCACGUCUGUGAUCAAAGCGUGUGCUGAUUUAUCGUCAUUGAGAAUCGGUAAAUCUGUUCAUUGUCAUGUUUUUACUUCUGGGUAUGGUUUGGAUUCUUACGUUCAGGCUGCCCUUGUGAGCCUCUAUGCAAAAUCGGGAGAGGUUGGCGUGGCGCGUAGGGUGUUUGAUAAAAUGCCUGAGAGAAGUAUUGUGGCUUGGAAUUCGAUGAUAUCAGGAUACGAGCAAAACGGGUCUGCUAGGGAAGCAAUUUCACUGUUUUUUAUGAUGCGAGAUUUAGGUGUUGAACCAGAUUCUACUACGUUUGUAUGUGUGCUAUCCGCUUGUGCUCAGAUGGGUGCGGUUAGUUUAGGCUGUUGGGUGCAUGACUACAUUAUUGGUAAUAGGUUUGAUGUGAAUGUGGUGCUUGGUACUGCGUUGAUUAACAUGUAUGCUAGGUGUGGCAAUGUGAGCAAAGCUAGAGAAGUUUUUGAUUUGAUGAAUGAAAAGAAUGUCAUUGCUUGGACAGCAAUGAUUUCAGGGUAUGGAAUGCAUGGUUACGGCAGUCAAGCAAUUGAGCUUUUUGUCAAAAUGAGAGCUUGUGGUCUAAAACCUAACAAUAUCACAUUUGUGGCUUUGUUAUCGGCCUGUGCUCAUGCAGGGCUUGUUCAAGAAGGGCGUCAGGUGUUUGCUAGUAUGACCCAAGAAUAUGCAUUGGUGCCAGGAGUGGAGCAUCAUGUUUCCAUGGUGGAUAUGCUAGGGAGGGCCGGAUAUGUCAUUGAAGCAUAUCGAUUCAUCAAAGAAAUGAUACCUGAUGAACCAGCACCAGCAGUUUGGACUGCAAUGCUUGGAGCCUGCAAGAUACAUAAGAAAUAUGAUCUUGGAGUUGAAGUUGCUGAGCAUCUCUUAUCUAUUGAGCCAGAUAAUCCAGGCCAUUAUGUGAUGCUUUCAAACAUAUAUGCUUUGGCAGGUAGGAUGGAUCGAGUGGAAGUUGUCAGAAACAUAAUGAUCAGAAAUUCCUUGAAGAAACAAGUUGGCUUCAGCACAAUAGACAUUGAUCAUAAGACUUAUUCGUUUAGCAUGGGUGACAAGUCACACCCAGAGACAAAUGAAAUCUAUCAGUAUUUAGAUGAAUUGAUGUGCAGAUGUAGGGAAGUAGGUUAUGUGCCAGCACCAGAAUCUGUGAUGCAUGAAUUGGAAGAAGAGGAGAGGGAAUUCGCUCUUAGAUACCACAGUGAGAAGCUUGCAAUAGCAUUUGGGCUCUUGAAAACCAGUUCCGGUAUGGAUAUAAGAAUAGUGAAGAACCUCAGAAUUUGUGAGGAUUGUCAUUUAGCCAUCAAGUAUAUCUCGAUUGUUGCUAACAGAGAGAUUGUUGUUCGAGAUAGGCUUCGCUUCCAUCAUUUUAGAGAUGGAGCAUGUUCUUGCCUAGACUAUUGGUGAUAAACUUCUCUUGCUCUCUGAAUCAUUUUCCUGAGAAUUUUAGAGUUAUUGUUUGACUUACAAUAUUUUGGUUCAUUGGUUCAAAUUAAAGAGAAGUAAGCUAUAUGCUAUAGGUUAGAUUGUAAACUUGUCUUGAUAAUACAUCUUGCACGUUUAU